CGUUCCAUUCCAGUCUGCGGCUGUCAGUUCCGGAGUGUUCGGUCUUCCCGACCCGUCAAACGUUCACUCGGACUACCCGGCUGUGUGACCCAAAGGGGGCCUUUUAGACCCGGUUUCCUUGUAGACCCAUGGCGGAGGCUGUGCGCCCCGAGGACUACUGCGACGAGGCGGUGGAGGACGAGUUCGGGGAGAUCAUCAAGUGUCGAUCAGAUGAAAGAGAAGAUGUGCAAAAGAAGACGUUCACAAAAUGGGUCAACUCGCAGUUGUCUAAGACAGGGAAGCCACCUGUGGAGGAUCUCUUCUCAGACCUUUGUGAUGGGCGCCGAUUGCUGGAGCUGUUGCAGGGUCUCGCAGGACAUGAGCUGGUAAGGUUGGAAAAGGGCAGCUCACGUGUCCACUCGCUCAACAAUGUCAACCGAGCUCUGCAGAUCUUGCAGAAAAACAAUGUGGAGUUGGUGAACAUUGGUGCCACAGACAUUGUUGAUGGCAAUCACAAACUCAUUCUUGGGCUCAUCUGGAGCAUCAUUCUCCACUGGCAGGUAAAGGAUGUGAUGAAGGAGGUGAUGGCUGGCCUACAGCAGACCAACAGUGAGAAGAUUCUGCUGAGCUGGGUUCGUCAGAACACAAGCCAGUACCCACAGGUCAACGUGGUCAACUUCUCCAGCAGCUGGAAUGAUGGGCUGGCGUUCAAUGCCCUCAUCCACAGCCACAGACCGGAGCUAUUCGACUGGAGUUCUGUCGAGGCCAAAGUGUCAGUGAUUGACAGACUGGAACAUGCCUUCAGUACAGCAGAACGACACCUGGGCAUUGACAGACUGCUGGACCCAGAAGACGUGGCAGUGCCUCAUCCCGACAAGAAGAGCAUCAUCUUGUACGUGACGUCGCUCUUCCAGGUGCUUCCGCAGAGCAUUACCAUGGAGGCCAUACAGGAAGUGGAGACACUGCCACGGGCCGGUAGUGCCGCCGGUGCUCCCCGCGUGCUGACCGAGGAACACUACCAGAUCCAGACCCAGCAGCGCUUCUCUCAGCAGAUCACGGUGAGCGUGGCUCAGGGCCGAGUGCAGAGUCCCUCCUCUCAGCCUCGCUAUAAAAGCUACGCCUACGCCCAGGCGGCCUAUGUCAAGUCGCCUGAGCAAAAGAGGAGACGCUUUACCGAGCAGUUCCUGAGUCCCAGCCAAGAGGAGCUGCAGCGAGGCCUCAGUCCACUGCCUCCAGGCUCCACCACUCUCGAGGCUUAUCAAACGGCCCUGGAGGAGGUGCUGACGUGGCUUCUGUCGGCUGAAGACGGGCUCCAGGCUCAGCCUCCCAUCUCGGACCUUGUUGAGGAGGUGAAGGAGCAGUUUCACACACAUGAGGGCUACAUGGUGGAGCUCACCACGCACCAGGGCAGCGUCGGGCGCGUCCUCCGGGCCGGCGCCGCCUUAGUGGCCGAGGGGAACCUGAGCGAGGAGGAAGACACCGAAGUGAGGGAGCAGAUGAACCUGCUGAACUCCCGAUGGGAGCACCUGAGGGUGGCCAGUAUGGAGAGACAGAGCAGUCUCCAUCGGGUCCUCAUGGACCUGCAGCACAAGCAGCUCCAACAGCUCACAGACUGGCUGGACAUGACAGAAGCUCGGGUCAAGAGGAUGGAGGCUCAGCCACUUGGUCCUGACUUGGAGGACGUCAAGCACCAAGUGGAAGAACACAAGCUCUUGCAGGAGGACCUGGAGCUGGAGCAGGUCCGGGUCAACUCUCUCACCCACAUGGUGGUGGUGGUGGACGAGACCAGCGGUGACAGCGCCACCGCCGCCUUGGAGAGUAAACUUCAGGUUCUAGGCGACCGUUGGGCAGCCAUUUGUAGAUGGACAGAAGAACGCUGGAUUCUGCUGCAGGAGAUUUUAUUGAAAUGGCAGCACUUCACCAAUGAGCAAUGUUUAUUUGACUCAUGGCUCACGCAGAAGGAGGAGUUGGUUCGCUCCCUCAAAACGCCCGGCGUAAAAGACCAUGCCGCCACCACGGCCUGCCUCCGCCAUCUUGCUACUGUAAAGACAGACCUGGACGCCAAGCGCCCCACCAUGGACAAGCUCUGCUCCAUGAGUCAGGACCUGCUGUCCAGCGUGAAGAACAAGGAGGUGGCCAACAAGCUGGAGGCCAGACUGGAAAGCUUUGCCGAACGCUGGGAUCGACUCGUUCAGAGUCUGGAUGUGAUCAGCUCACAGCUCUCGCCGGCCGUGGGUGCAGUGGCCCCACAAUCUGAUGUGCCCCACUCCGUCACGACGAGUGUCACCAAGGUGACGACGAGGGAAAAGGUUUCGGCACUGCGCCAAGCACGAGAGUCGCCGCCGCCGCAGAAGAAGAGGCAGGUGGUGGUGGAUUCUGAACUCAGGAAAAGUUACAUGCACCCGUUUCUCCUGACUUUUCUCAGCAGGUUUGACGUGGACUUCACAGAGGUCCACAGCUACAUGACUCGGGGCGAGGCCAUCCUGCAGAGUCCCGAGUUCUCCGUGUCCCGCAAAGAUGGCAGCAUUCAGGAUCUGUAUGACAAAGUGCAGCUAAUCGAACGGGAGCGUCCAGAGAAAUACCGAAAGCUCCAAGAAGCCACGCGCACGGCACAGACACUAGUUGAGCAAGAGGGAACUCGGGCUGAGGACAUUGCCCAGGCCGCAGAGCAGUUGAACCAGCGCUGGGUGGGCUUCUGUGCUCUUCUAGCAGACAGGCUGGUAUGGCUGGCCUACCAGACUAAGGUGCUGGCAUUUUACAGCUUGUACGAGCAGUGUGUGCAGUCGGUGGACGCCAGCGAAAACUGGCUCAAGGUUCAACUUCCGCCAUCGCCGGAACCCGAGACGCUGAAGGUGCAGCUGGAGCGAUGCAGAGAGGAGGUGGCCCACUUGGCUUCCCUGCAACCACAAGUGGAGCUCCUGGAUGAACGUUUGAAGGAGCUAAAAGAGGAGAAAGACGGGGAGGAGGACCCCUCCGCCUUCCUGGACGCCGACAUCAAUGCAUUCAAAGAGCACUACCGCAAGGUUCUGGAGGAUCUGAGGGCAAGGGAGAGGCAGCUGCAAAUGAUUCUGGAGAGCCUGCCCCCAGCUCGUUACAAGGAAACCAUAUCAACGCUGCUGGCGUGGUUGCAGCAGUGUGAGGCCAAGCUGGCUGUUCCGUCCACAGCUGUUACAGAGUAUCCCGUCAUGGAGCAGCGACUGAAGGACGUCCAGGCGCUCCAGGUGGCGCUGACCAGUCACCAAGGGGAGGUGGACUACCUGACGGCGGCUGUGGAGCAGGUCUUCCAGAAAGCUCCGCCUGACAUUUGCCAGAAGUAUCGCACUGAGAUGGACAACAUCAUGGCACGCUGGAGGCGACUCAGCACCACGCUGACGGAAAACGCCAAGACCAUCCAGGAGCUCAUGGCCAAACUCCUGCAGUUUCAGAACGAUGUGAAGACACUGAAGAAGUGGAUGGCGGAUGUGGAUGUCUUCCUAAAUGAAGAAUGGCCGGCGCUUGGAGAUUCCGAGGCGCUGGAGAAACAACUAGAGCAGUGCACGGCCCUGGUGAACGACAUCCACACCAUCCAGCCCAGCGUCAACGGCAUCAACGAAGUGGGCCUGCAGCUCAAGAAGGAGGCGGAGCCGCCAUUCGCCGCCCACAUUCAGAAGGAACUGGAUGAACUCAACGCCCAAUGGGAGAACGUUUGCAAACAGGCUUAUGCCAAGAAGUCGGCUCUGAAAGGCGGCUUGGAUAAGACCAUGGCUCUGAGAAAGGAGAUGCAGGAGAUGCAGGAGUGGAUAAACCAGGCUGAGGAGGACUACCUGGAGAGAGAUUUCACCUACAAAACACCCGAAGAGCUUCGCAAAGCUGUGGAGGAACUCAAGAGGGCCCAGGAGGAGGUGCACUCCAAGGAGCUGAAGGUGAAACUCCUGACUGACAGCGUGAAUAGUUUUAUCGCCAAGGCCCCUCCCACCGCCCACGAUGCCCUGCGUUCAGAGCUGGAUGUGCUGAAGGCCAACUACCAGCGCCUGUGCAGCCGUCUGGACGGGAAAUGCAAAACUCUGGAGGAGGUUUGGGCGUGCUGGUGUGAGUUGCUGUCCUACCUGGAGCAAGAGAAUGCCUUUCUGGACCAGCUGGAGCAGAAGCUUGAUGAAACUGAGAACCUCCAGGGAGGAGCAGAGGAGCUGAAGGAGGCGCUGGAUGGUUUAGAGGCUCUCUUGCGACACCCGGAGGACAACAGGAACCAUAUUCGGGAGCUGGCCCAGACUCUGAUGGAUGGCGGCGUUUUGGAUGAGCUGAUUCAGCAAAAACUGGAUGCCUUCAACACGCGAUGGGACGAGCUCAUGGCGAGGGUGUUGCUUAGGCAAAAGGAGCUGGCCAAGAAUCUCCAGUGGGCUCAGGAGAAUGACAAAAGUCUCCGGGCCAUUCAGGAGUCGCUGGCCAACACCGACCGCCACCUGACGGCGUACCUGGCUGACCACAUUGACGCCCAGCAGAUACCACAGGAGGCUCAGAAGAUCCAGUCGGACCUCAGCAGCCAUGAUGCAACCCUGGAAGACAUGAAGAGGAAGAAUCAGGAGAAGGUCCCGUCUCAGAGAAUGACUGGACAGAUAGACCUCACGCAGAAAAUGUUGGCGGAUGUGUGGACCAAGUUCAGGCUCUUCCAAAAGCCGGCCAACUUUGAGGCGCGGCUGGCUGAAUGCGAGCGUGUUCUGGCUGAGGUCAAAACCCAGGUGGGGGUGCUGGACAUCCGCAGUGUGGAGCAGGACGUGGUGCAGUCUCAGCUGGAGCAGUGCAUGAAGCUGUACAAGGUGCUGAGUGAGGUCAAAGGCGAGGUGGAGACGGUGAUAAAGACUGGCAGGCAGAUCGUGCAAAGACAACAGACUGAGCAUCCGAAAGAGCUGGAUGAGCGCGUGACGGCGCUCAAACUGCUCUACAACCAGCUGGGAGCGCAGAUAACAGAGAGCAAAUUGGAGCUGGAGAAGAGUCUGAAGUUGUCCAGGAAGCUUCGCAAGGAGCUCAACGGGCUGACGGAAUGGCUUGCCGCCACCGAUGCCGAGCUGACCAGGCGCUCCGCUGUCGACGGUAUGCCCAGCGACCUGGCGGCCGAAGUGGCGUGGGCACAGUCCAUCCACGGCGAGACAGAGCGACGCCAACCUCAGCUGCAGGCCGUGGUGGACCUGGCCGAGGCCCUCAAGGAGGUGCUUCGUGGUCACGGGAGCCUGGUGGACGACAAAGUCAGCCUGCUGCACUGCAACUGGAUUGCAGUCACAUCCCGAGCGGAGGAAUGGCUCAACCUGCUGCUGGCCUACCAGCAGCAGAUGAGGAAGUUGGAUGGAGAGAUUGAGGAAGUGAAUCGAUGGAUUGACGGAGCGAAUAAAAAGAUGGAUGAAAUCGAAAGCCAGGGACCAAAUGAUGCUGCGCUUAAGGUACUGCGUGCCGAGCUGGAGCUCACACGGGGUAAGAUGGACGAAGUGAGGUCUUUGGCGCAGGAGCUCAUGACCACCAGGGGGGAGAACUGCCAAGCCCAGGUGGGACCCAAGCUGGAGCUUCUGAAGCAGAGAUUUGACGCCGUUGCACAACGCAUCGCCUCUGGACCGACGGCAGCGUCAGCCAAAGAGCUGGAGCAGUACCACAGCGAAGCUCAGAUCUGGUUGGAUCUCCUGGAGGAGGAAGUGAAACAGGGGGAAAACCUCAAGGAAGAGGACUUCCAGGAAGACAAGGACUGUGAAGAAGGUGCAGUGAAGGAGUUGUUGUUGAGAGGGGAGAAUCUGCAGAAGAGAGCUCCGGAUCAGGACAAAAGAGAACAGCUAAAACUAAAGCACAGGCAGCUCAGCAGCAAGUACAACAAUGUCAAGGACCUGCGUGUGCUCAGGAACAAGAAAGCUCUCGCCAUCGCACCGCAGUGGUACCAGUACCGCAGGAGGUCACAUGACCUGAUGUCCUGGCUGGACAAUAUCCAGCGGAGCGUUGAUCAGCUGCCCGACCCUCCCGAGGGCGAGAGGGUCAAGGAAAUUGGCACAGAGAUGGCCCAGAAGAAGGAGGAGCUUAAGGAGUUGCAGGUUUUAGCCAAUCAGCUCUCAGAGGCCGGAGCCGCCGCUCUAGUGGAGCCUCGGCAGAUUCAGCUGAACACACGCUGGGCUGAGGUGGAGGGCCAGUUCUUACCCUUCCAGAGACGAUAUCCUGCUGACAUCACUGGGAAUGACUACCUUGCAGAGCUACAAGCACUGUUACGUUCCGUGUCAGAGGCGGACUUCAAGCUGAACUCUCCGGAAUACUGGCCAGCUGCGUAUUACAACCUACCUCAACAAGAGACCUGCUUGAAGGAAGUCAAAGUGAGUAUCGACAAACUGCGAGCUCCAGUGGAGGCAGCUUUGGCCCGUAGGCAGGAUGCGGCGUCCGGCACACGACCUCUGGAGGCGCAGCGGAUCCAGGAGAGCGCUGCCCUCCUCCGAGCCAACUGGGAUAAACUCAACAAGCUGCAUAAGGACCGGCUGAUGCGCUGGCAGGGCUGCAACUCCAAGUGGCAGAAGUUUGUUUCGGAUCAGAGGGCACUUGAGGAGUGGCUUCAUGAAGCAGAGGAUGCCCUCAAGAUGGCCGCGAGCGAACAAGCAGCACAAAAGCAGCACCUCAGGGACCUGACAGAAGCCAUCCCGAUACAGGAAGUGGUGUUGAACCGCGUGACCUCCGCGGGCGAGGACAUCAGCCAAAUGAGUACCCCAGACGAUGCCUCCCGCCUUCGAGCGCAGCUUCAGUUCCUCACCGCUCGCUGGGCUCACGUCUGCCAGCAGCUCAACGAGCGCAAGAGAAGGUCAGCGGAGCAGCACGCGACAGCAGCACAGCUGCAGGAGACUGUGGGUUCGAUGCUGGGCUGGCUGGACAAAGCCGAUAGCGUCCUGGCCAUCCCUCUGCAACCCGCCGAGCCUCAACACCUGAGAGACACUUUGGGCAAAGUGCAGGUAUGUGUGGAAGAACUUCCCGGCAAGAAAGCGGCGGUGGAAGACCUGAACAUGCGACACCGACAGGUUCCUGCCGACAAACAAAAAGACAUCAGAAUCAUCAAUACUCGCUGGGAGAAGGUGUCCAAGACGCUGCCUGAACGUCUGCUGGAGAUCGAGAGUCUGCUGCGGGAACUGGAGGGGAUUCAAUGUCACUUGGACAGUCUGUCAGGCUGGGUGUCCAGAACCAGAACCCAGCUGGAGCACAGUCCAGAAGAGCCCCCGCAAAGUCUCAUCGAGGAAGUGCAAGUCAAGCAACCUGAAGUUGAGUCGGCUCUUGAGCGAGCGGAUCAGCUCUACAAAGACGUUCCUCUGAGUCAGCCAGAGAAGGUGAAGUACAUGAAGAUGAGAGAAGACUGGACGGUCAUCAUGGAGCUGUUACGGCAGCAUCAGGAGAGGAAAAACCUGCUCGUGGCCAAGAAAGCCAAUGAAAUGUUGACCGGUAGUUCCCAGGCUGAGUCUGCAGCCCUGGCACAGUUCAACAAGUCUUGGGCAGAGCUCACGGACUGGCUGACCAUGCUGGACAACAUGGUCCAGAACAAGCGUGUGGUGGUGGCCGACUUGGACGACAUCAAUGACAACAUUGGCCAGCUUAAGGCAUCUUUGCAGGAGCUGGAUCAGCGGCGCCCUCUUCUGGACAGACAGGUCACAGCGGCCCAGAACCUAAAAAACAAAACCAGCAACCAGGACACACGCAACGCUAUCACUGAGCGCAUUGACCGCCUUCAGACCCACUGGGAGGAUUCUCAGGCCAAAGUAUUGGGAAGAAGCAAGCAUCUGCAUAGCAUGCUGCAGGACUCCACCGAGUGGCUGGACUCCAAGCAGAGGGUGGAUGUUCUCAUCAAGCGGGCCAGCGAGAGGCUGGAGUCCUGGCAGGAGGUCACCUAUACGGUGGAUGCUCUCACGAGACAGAACGCAGAGCUCAAGCACUUUGCCAGCGACCUUCGGCAGUGGCAGGGUCAAGUGGAUGAGACCAAUGCAUUGGCCGAUAAACUGCUGACACGUUACGCCGAUGACGACACGCAUAAAGUGACCCAGGUUAACGACAACAUGGUGGCUGUCUGGACACAUGUCAACAAGCGUGUUUCAGACAGAGAGGCCGCACUGGAAGCGGCCCUGAAGUUGCUGCAGCAGUUCUACCUGGACCUGGACAAGUUCCUCAACUGGCUGACAGAGGCCGAGACGACGUGUAACGUUCUAAUAGACGCCACCAACAAGGAGAGGCUGACCGAGAAGCCCGAGGCGGCCAGGAAUCUUCUGGCACAGUGGAAGGACCUGGAGGCAGAGGUGGACGGCCACACGGAGCUGUAUCAUUCCCUGGAUGAUCAUGGCCAGAGGAUUCUAACAUCAAUGGGGGACUCGGAGGACGCCGCCCUCCUCCACAGACGUCUCAACAACAUGAGCCAGCGCUGGAAUGAUCUGCGCAGCAAGACUCUCAACAUGAGGGCUUACUUGGACUCCGAGAUGGCACCUUGGAAGAGGCUGCACAUGUCGCUGCAGGAGCUGCUGAACUGGCUGAGACUGAAAGCGCAGCAGCUUGAGCAGGAGCCACCUGUAGGGGGCGAUGUUCCCGCCGUCCAGACCCAGUUAGACACCCACAGGGGCUUCAGACGGGACGUUAGAGCCAAAGAACCGCUUGUGACCAAAGCACUUGAUGAUGUCGGAGUCUUCCUCUCCGAAUUGCCCCGAGAGCCUCCGAUGUCUGAGCAGCGAGACAUCAGCCCAGAGGAGCGUGCCCAGAAUGUCGGUCGAAUCCUGCGCAAGGAAGCGGACGACGUGAUGACCAGCUGGGAGAGGCUCAACGACGACUCUGCUGUUUGGCUGAGGAGGUUGGAGGUGGCUCUGAAGCGGCUGAUGGAGCUCCAGGAGACGCAGGACCUUGUGGACGGCCAGCUGAGGCAGGCGGAGAUGGUGAAGGAGGCCUGGGAACCGGUCGGGGACCUUCUCAUCGACUCGCUGCCAGAGCACAUUGAAAGAGUCAAGGAGUUCCAGGAAGAGAUUGCUCCUAUUCAGGAGGACGUUACGCACAUGAACCAGUUGGCGUCCACUUUCGGUCCACCUGAGCUCCAGCUGUCGGCGAGCAAUCUGGAACGCAUCGACGAUCUCAACACACGCUGGAAACUGCUGCAGGUUACUAUGGAUACGAGAAACAACUGGGGAGCAAAUGGAUUGAGUGAUGUGAAUGUGAAGAUCUCCGUCGAUGACCACCUGAAGCAACUGAUGGACGCACACAGAGACUUCGGCCUUCUUCACGGAUCCGUCGAGAGCCCCUUCGAGCAGGGUGUCUCCCCAAACAACGUACCCUACUACAUUAAAGACAAAACUGGACCUGACCAGAUGACCAAGACACUCCACCAGACCCAGACGACAUGCUGGGAUCAUCCCAAGAUGGCGGAACUCUACCAGUCUCUGGCCGACCUGAACAACGUUCGAUUUUCAGCCUACCGGACAGCAAUGAAACUCAGACGCCUGCAGAAGGCUUUGUGCCUGGACCUGCUGAGCAUGCCGACGGCGUGCGAGGUAUUCGACCAGCACGGUUUGAAGCAAAACGAGCAGCUGCUGGACAUCUCCCAGCUGGUGGCCUGUCUUAGCAGCCUGUACCAGCGGCUGGAGCAGAGCCACGCCCACCUGGUCAGCGUCCCGCUCUGCGUCGACAUGUGCCUCAACUGGCUGCUCAACGUCUACGACACCGCUCGCAGUGGAAAGAUCCGCACCUUGUCAUUCAAAACUGGAAUCGUCUCACUCUGCAAGGCUCACCUGGAGGAUAAAUACAGAUUUUUGUUCAGACAGGUUGCGAGUGCGACCGGUUUCUGCGACCAGCGUCGCCUCGGCCUCCUGCUGCACGAUUCCAUCCAGAUCCCGCGGCAGCUUGGCGAGGUGGCCUCAUUCGGCGGCUCCAACAUCGAGCCCUCUGUGCGGAGCUGCUUCCAGUUUGCCAACAACAAACCCGAGCUGGAAGCCGCCAUGUUCCUGGACUGGAUGCGUCUGGAGCCUCAGUCCAUGGUGUGGUUGCCUGUGCUGCACCGCGUGGCUGCCGCUGAGACGGCCAAGCACCAGGCCAAGUGCAACAUCUGCAAAGAGUGUCCCAUCAUCGGCUUCAGAUACCGAAGUCUGAAACAUUUCAACUAUGACAUUUGCCAAAGCUGCUUUUUCUCUGGUCGUGUUGCCAAGGGACACAAGAUGCAGUACCCUAUGGUGGAGUACUGCACGCCGACCACGUCGGGGGAGGACGUCAGGGACUUUGCCAAGGUGCUGAAGAACAAGUUCAGAACCAAGCGCUACUUUGCCAAACACCCGCGUAUGGGCUACCUGCCGGUCCAGACCAUCCUGGAGGGCGACAACAUGGAAACUCCUGUCACACUGAUCAACUUCUGGCCUGUGGAUCAUGCGCCUGGCUCAUCCCCUCAGCUUUCGCACGAUGACACGCACACGCGGAUUGAGCACUAUGCCAACCGGUUAGCAGAAAUGGAGAACCGUAAUGGCUGUUAUCUGAAUGACAGUAUCUCACCCAAUGAGAGCAUUGAUGACGAGCACAUGUUGAUCCAACACUACUGCCAGUCUCUGAACCAAGGCUCUCCCCUUAGCCAGCCCCGCAGCCCGGCCCAGAUCCUCAUCUCCAUGGAAACGGAGGAGAAGGGAGAGCUGGAGCGUGUCCUCAACGACUUGGAGCAGGAAAACAGGAAGCUGCAAGCCGAGUACGACCGUCUGAAGAAGGCGCACGACAGGAAAGGCCUGUCCCCUCUGCCGUCGCCUCCGGAGAUGCUGCCGGUGUCGCCGCAGCGCGCGCGGGACGCCGAGCUCAUCGCCGAGGCCAAGCUUCUGCGGCAGCACAAGGGGCGCCUCGAGGCCCGGAUGCAGAUCCUUGAGGACCACAACAAACAGCUGGAGUCCCAACUGCACCGGCUCAGGCAACUAUUGGAGCAGACGGAUUCCAAGGUGAACGGCACCGCUCUGUCCUCUCCCUCCACCUCGUCUCAGCGCUCAGACACCUCCCUUCCUCAUCUGCGCGUGGCUGCCAGCCAGACUACUGACACAAUGGGUGACGACGAGCUGUCCACGCCCUCCCAUGAUGCAUCAGGGCUGGAGGAAGUGAUGGAACAGCUCAACCACUCCUUCCCUCAUAGCCAAGGUUUGUUCUCCAACCUCUGUCCCUCCUCGGGUCCCAGCAUCGGGAGUUUGUUCCACAUGGCAGACGAUCUGGGCCGCGCCAUGGAGUCCCUGGUCAGCGUCAUGACGGACGAGCCGAGCGGGAACCAGGCACCGUCCUUCUGAUCCACCCCUCCAUCCCUACUGCAUGCUUUUCUAGACAAAAGAGCUGGAUUGGAUGACAAACAGAAUUUAAAAAUGUCUAUUUUUGUCAAUGUGGUUCCGGCAAAAGAUGUGUUCAAAUACAAAAAAAAAAAAGAAUCUGUAGAUUUGGGUAGUUUCUUAAACCGUCCUGAGGUUUUUAAACUUCUAUGCAAUUGUAUAAAAAGAGAUUUUUUUGGAGGUGGGUGGGGGGCAAAAACAAAAAAAAAACAUGUGUGUUUAGCGUGCAUCACUUUGUAACCAGCAGAAAUUACAUUUGUAUCCAAAAAAAAAGAAUGAUUGUAAUAAUACAUUUAUUAUAAUGUCUUUAUAUAACAGCGUACGAUACUGUUAAGGUAAUGCAGGCAUCCUGGAACUUUACAGUACGUUGUGUGCGUGUGUGCUUUUGUGUGUGUGUGUGUGUGUGUGUGUGUGUGUGUGUUGGUGGGCCCUCUCCAUCAUCCAUAUGUUACUGCAUAAUUAAUAAUACGUCUCCCUUAACUAGGUUUUUAAUCUCAGGACGUGUCGGUGUAAAAUAUGUAAGCGUUUCCAACGUGUGUUGGAUGGGAAUUGAUUUCAAACCACACACCCCCCCCCCAACCACCCCUCCUCGCCACACUCGCGGUGCAGCCAAAAAUAACACAACACGUAACACAUGUGGAGCAAAUAAUGUAACUGCACCGCAUUGACUAUGCAGGUGUCAAAAUAAAUACUUAUACACUAAUAGACAUGCAAAACAUUACUAUUGCAUAUUCGUUUAUAACCCGCAAAGCAUGCUGGGUAACUUCUGGUUCCGACAUAGCCAUUAACGAGGUUGUAAUUGAGUGUAAAAUAGUAUUGUUUUAAUGUCUGUGUUGAUGCCGGUGUAGUCUGUUCAGUUAGUUUAAUUGGCGGUCGCAAAUAUGCUAGGAUCUACUGCAAUUAGCCAAAUAAAAACGUGCACACGUUCUUACACUGGCACAUUUUCCGGUACAUGUUGCACACUGGGAUUUUAUUGAAUAUCAUUUAGUCUAUUUUAACUACUGUAAGAUUUGUUUUCAUUGAGGCUGCUGCUCAAACACAACUCAUAUUUACAGGGAAAUUAUUUAAUGCUUCAAACCUGACUUGAUUCAAAUCAAUGGGAGGUUGUUUCUCCGCUGUCGGAAUCCUAUUAACACAGGGGUGUCCAAAGGGUGACCUGGGGGCCAAUUUUGGCCUGCAGCUUGUUUUAUAUUGGCCCUCAUCUUUAAUGCACAAAAAUGCAUCACUUUGGACACCACUGCUUGAUCGGAUGCCCAAAUUGGAAUCUUGACUUUUGUGUAUCCAUUUGUGAGAAAGUUUGUGUAUUUUUUGAUGUGUGGGGUUACUGCUAUGCUAGCAUGUGUGGCUAAAUGAAAUCCACGUCACCAGUGAAAGAAGGGUGAUAUAUACACACGCACAAACACACUCACUUGUGUGCGGUUGUUUUGGUUGUCGCUGCAUGCAUGACCUGCCAUCAUUUUUGCUUUCUGACACUGUAUUGGUUUGUCAUCGCUAACGUAAGCCUGCGGCAUUCUCGCACCUUUUGUCGCAGACAAAACAUUAACACGUCACAGCAGAUCAAACGCCACCAAAUAUAUGCCUUACUACUGUAUUAUAAAAAUGCUUUACUGUACAUCAAUAAAGCACGCAGUUAUGUUGA
This is a messenger RNA of Doryrhamphus excisus (bluestripe pipefish), 12906 nucleotides long. It is a transcript of the gene dmd, whose product is annotated as dystrophin. Gene Ontology annotation, cellular component: sarcolemma. Gene Ontology annotation, molecular function: zinc ion binding; protein binding. The record is from RefSeq and is a predicted model, not a curated record. Gene Ontology annotation, biological process: muscle cell development; regulation of muscle system process; synaptic signaling. Lineage: Eukaryota; Metazoa; Chordata; Actinopteri; Syngnathiformes; Syngnathidae.